AUGGCGUCAAUUUCUUCUUGGGGCGCGGGUACUCAAACAGAUCGACCCGCGCCACCCAAAUGGACGUUCAGUCGCGAAGAGAUGCAGCUUUCCGCUAGUCAACGCGAUGGAAUGAGUGCCGAAGAAGAAUUGUGUCAUCGACAACAAGCCGCCAGCUUCAUUCAAGAAAUGGUUGACGCUCUUAAUCAAAAUAUGAAAGAUCAAAGGGGAAGGAUAACACAACUUGGCAUGUGUGUCGCCAAUGUUCAUAUGCAUAGAUUCUUCUAUUUUCACUCGUUUAAAAGAUUUGACUACAAGGAUGUUGCAGCAGCUUGUAUAUUUUUAUCAGGAAAAAGUGAAGAAAGUCCGCGGAAAUUAACUCAUGUAGUCUCCGUUUGGCAAGAAAAAAAGAUGAAAAAACCAUUUUCUUCUGAAACGCAUCGCAUAGAAGCCUGCCAGUUCAUUGUGACAUUGGAGAGUUGUAUUCUUCAAACAAUAGCGUUUGACUUAAACGUCGAUCUCCCACAUCAACAUGUGAUAAAAAUCAUGGAGUCGUUUGAUAAAAAUGGAUAUCGAAAGAAGAUUACAAAUUGUGCGUAUUAUUUUGCCACCGACGUAUUAUGCGUCAUGGAUUGGGCACUUAGGUAUUCAUGUACAUCAAUUGCCGUAGCAGUUGUACAUUUGGUGGCAAUAUUUGCGGAUUUUAAAAUGGAAUCAUUAUUUCCCGCGGAUCCGAGCAAGAAAUGGUUUUCGCAUUUUGACGAAGAAAUGACGGAGGAAAAGCUUAUCGAAAUGGAAAACGACUUUAUGCGGGUGUACCAGUCAUGCUCACACCUUCACUAUGCGUCUAAAAUAGCUGCGAUAGCUCAAAAUCAGAAAAGUAUAUCGCGAGCGACGGAUGAUUCAUCGAGAGUAAAUAAUGCCUAUAAAGAUAGACGACCACAAAGGAGCCCUCGACAACAGAACUUUACUACUGACUAUGAGCGGAAGAAUGAGGAUAACGGCCGAUGGAGAGAUGAUCGUCCCAGACAUGGCAUUAGCUAUCUUCACAAAGAGGAGCAGCAAGUCGAAAAAAGUUUUAGUUAUGAUCGAGAGUUGGCUAAAGAAGAUGAGCGUCGAAAACGUGAAAAUGAGAAAAUAUCGGGGAAUAUACCGGAAAAAAGACAGAAGAUUGGCCCUCUUUCGGCAAACUUUGUUUCGUCAACUACUCCGUCCGAUGGCAAAGAGAAAGAAUGGGUCAAAAGCCAGUAUAAGCGUCCAGACAAAUCAUUUUCACCAUUAACGAGUAAACAUGAAUCAUCAAGUACACUUUCUCCACCACCCGUCCCGCCCGCCAUGGCUUCUGCAGUGGUGGACAUGGAUCUCGAAGAUGGAGAGCUUAAAUAG
Molecule: messenger RNA, 1365 nt
Organism: Caenorhabditis bovis
Lineage: Eukaryota; Metazoa; Nematoda; Chromadorea; Rhabditida; Rhabditidae
Source: the annotation of a GenBank genome assembly